AUGGAGGAGCACUUGAAAAACCUGCACGCGGGAGUGCAAUCCCUACUGGCCAUUGUACGCACUCGCUACUGGCCCAUAUCUGGAAAGAACACCUUGAAAAAAAUUCUGCACAAAUGCAUUGUCUGUUGUCGGGCUCGCGCAGCUCCCGUCAGGCAGUUAAUGGGAAAUCUACCCGCUUCGCGUGUUUCACCUUCACCCCCCUUUUACAAAACUGGAAUAGAUUUGGCGGGGCCAUUUAAUAUAAAAAUCAGUCGUAACAAGACGGGUAAGGCCUAUUUAUGCGUCUUUGUGUGUUUCGCCACUAAGGCUCUUCAUUUAGAAAUCGUCACAGAUUUAAGUACAGCUGCAUUUUUAAACGCGUUGAAACGAUUCAUAGCGAGGCGCGACAAAUGUUACAGCUUGUAUUCCGAUAACGGAAUGAACUUUGUAGGAGCCAAUAACGCUUUAAAGGACAUGUAUCAAUUAGUAAAUGCAAGUGAUGUAAAAAUUCGCGACUACUUAGCAGAACAAUCCAUAAAAUGGAACUUUAUCCCCCCGCAAUCGCCUCACAUGGGAGGUUUGUGGGAAUCGGCGGUCAAGGCCUGUAAAAAUCAUUUAACUAAAGUCGUUGGUUCUACUUCACUAACCUUUAAGGAACUAACUACCGUUACAGCACAAGUUGAGGCAAUAUUAAAUUCCAGACCUUUAACGCCUCUAUCAGCGGAUCCUAGCGAUCUUAAUGCCCUAACCCCAGGCCACUUUCUGAUAGGUCGUCCACUUGUUUCUAUUAGUGAGAUUAAUCUCACAGAUGUCAAUGUAAAUCGUCUAAAUCGGUAUCAACUCUUAGAGCAAAUUAAGCAGAAUUUUUGGAAGAGAUGGUCGCUUGAAUAUUUAACUCAGCUGCAACAGAGGAACAAGUGGAAGAAGGUUCACGACACGAUAAAGGAGGGUACCAUAGUAGUUUUGCGAGAGCUAAACAUUCCUCCCAUGAAUUGGCGAUUGGGAAGGGUAGUAAAGAUACAUCAGGGCAAGGACGGUCUCAUUAGGGUCGUCGAUGUGAAAACAAGUACGGGCAUAUACCAAAAACCUUUGACUAAGAUUUGCAUGUUACCAAUAGAAGUUUAA
Molecule: messenger RNA, 1104 nt
Organism: Solenopsis invicta (red fire ant)
Lineage: Eukaryota; Metazoa; Arthropoda; Insecta; Hymenoptera; Formicidae
Exons: 1
Coding region: 1-1104 (367 amino acids)
Biological process (GO): DNA integration
Molecular function (GO): nucleic acid binding
Source: RefSeq, a predicted model, not a curated record